AUGCUGACUCCUAUCCAGCUGAUCAUUUUGCUUUUUUUGACAAACAUUAGCGCAACUGAUGCGGAGAAACUUUUCCACAAUCGGGAUCAUUCUGAUGUGCAGACGGUUAAUUCUCACCAAGCUGAAGCUAUAACAGACAAACACACGGCGGAGCUAUUUCUCUCUAGAUACGGAUUCAUCAAGCCAGUGAGCUGGGAGGAGAUCCAGUUCGAGGAUUCGGACGCCUCUUUCAGUGGUGACUUCCCGGACGACCUUCAAGCCACGAUCCAGGAGGGAACCUCAGUGCCACGUUCAAGGGAUUCUCCUGAUCGAGAUGGCUUCAACAGUCACCCUGAGAACCAGGCAUUUAUCUCAGCACUUAAAGACUUUCAGAGGGUCUCAGGUCUGCCGGUCACGGGAGUGUUCGACGAGGCCACCAAGGUCGCAAUGAACAAACCGAGGUGCGGCGUCCCCGACAAGGAGAUCGACCUGAACGCCCCUGAAAACAGCAGCGACUCAGAUAUUGAGAACAUUGACAGUUUUGAUGAGACUGACAGCAACAACGCAGCGAGUAACAUAAUCAGUGGCACCUCUUCUGGUGCCGCAAAUUCCUCUGAAGAUGGCACAUUAAACUUUAAUGACACAGAAAGUCUCACAGGCAUUUCCAAUGACACCAGCAUGAAUUAUACAAACGACUUUUCAAAUAUCACUUCACCAAACAGCUCGCGUGUCGCCAACACGAGCAGUCAGAUGGUAAACAUCAACACGCGGCGGAGUGAGGCGGCGCGGCGCAGGAAGCGUCACCUCGCCGUUCUUGUAUCCAAAAGCAGGCAGAAGAGAGAUUUGAGCGAAGCCGGCUACAUGGCCUUUUCUAAGAAGACGUUGAAGUGGAGGCUGAUCGGCGAAGGAUACAGCAGUCAGUUGACCGUAGAGGAGCAGAGGUACGUCUUCAGGCUGGCCUUCCGGAUGUGGAGCGAGGUGUCGCCGCUGGAGUUCGUGGAAGACACCAAGUCACCGUUGGAGGAUGUUGAUAUCAGGCUGGGCUUUGGCACAGGACGCCAUUUGGGCUGCAAUCAGAAGUUUGACGGCACUGGUCAGGAAUUCGCUCACGCCUGGUUCCUGGGUGAUAUACACUUUGAUGAUGACGAGCAUUUUACCGCCCCCAACGCCGGGAGUGGAAUCAGCCUCCUCAAAGUAGCCGUUCACGAGAUCGGCCACGUUCUGGGUCUGCCCCACAUCUACAGGCCUGGAUCCAUUAUGCAGCCCAGCUAUCUGCCCCAGGAGUCGGGCUUUGAGGUGGACUGGAUGGACAGGAAGGCCAUACAGCAUCUUUAUGGGGGCUGUAAGGGCCGGUUCAGCACGGUGUUUGAUUGGAUCAGAAAGGAGAAGACGCCCUACGGGGAGGUGGUGGUCCGCUUCAACACCUAUUUCAUGAGAGACGGCUGGUACUGGCUGUACGAGAACAGGAGCAACAGGACGCGUUACGGUGACCCGGUGGCGCUGCAGAUUGGCUGGCACGGCAUUCCCACGGAUGGAGUGGACGCGUACAUGCACGUGUGGUCCAGAAGAAGAGACGCCGUUUACUUCUUCAAAGGUACCCAGUUCUGGAGGUAUGAUAAUGAGAAUGACCGGGUGUUCAGACAGGAUCCAGAAGGUCAACGCUAUCCGAGGUUAAUCUCUGAAGGGUUCCCGGGGGUGUCCGGCCCCAUCGACACGGCCUUUUACGACAGGAGGGACUCCCGCAUCUACUUCUUCAAAAACACCCUUGUGUAUGCAUUCGAUGUGCAAGCCAACAGCUUGGCAAGAGGCUUCCCCAAAAACAUCAGAGACGUGUUCCCUCCGGUGGUGAGCAGAGACCAUCCAGAUGGCAACAUUGACGCUGCCUACUUCUCCUACACCCACAAUGCCAUCUUUCUACUCAAGGGCACGCGCUUCUGGCAAGUGGUGGGCAGCCGCGAUCGCUGGCGCCGGCCCUUUCUGCCACGAAAUGGCCUGCUGCCACACAAGGAGGUGGAUCAGCACUGGUAUGACAUCUGCAACGUUCAUCCCACUACACUCAAGCUAACCCGCUGA
Stegastes partitus (bicolor damselfish) is the source of this 2052-nucleotide messenger RNA. RefSeq names its product matrix metallopeptidase 21 (gene mmp21). Gene Ontology annotation, cellular component: extracellular matrix. Gene Ontology annotation, molecular function: zinc ion binding; metalloendopeptidase activity. The record is from RefSeq and is a predicted model, not a curated record. The transcript is spliced from 7 exons. Gene Ontology annotation, biological process: extracellular matrix organization; proteolysis; collagen catabolic process. Bases 1 to 2052 code for a protein of 683 amino acids. NCBI's taxonomy places the organism in Eukaryota, Metazoa, Chordata, Actinopteri, Pomacentridae.